AUGGGCUGCUGCGGGAGCGUUUCGGAUCCGAGCACCUACCUGAAGCCCCAUGCUCCAGGAAAGACGCUCGUGCAGGGCCUGGUGGGUGCUGGCCCCGCCCGUCCUUUUACCAUCGAGCCGUGGAUGACUUCGCAGAAGACGAAUCCCGUUAAGAUGCUGGCAAUGACCGAUUCUCAGAACCAGGUGGUCUUCUCGGUGUCCGGCAAGUGCCAUGCAAGAGAGGAUUCCCAGGUCGUGGAUGCAUCUGGCAACACAGUGGCUGUGCUGCGCACGGCGCAGAAGACGGCUCCCGGUUCGGGGGCCGGCUUUGAGCAGACCAGCUGGUUGAUUCUGGGCACCACACCGCGGGUGGAAGGUCAAACACCACAUCCGGAGCCGGGCUAUGGACAGACGCUCUACCUCUGGGCGAAGCUCACGCGCUAUCCCAUGACCAACACAGCCAAGCUCUUCUUAGUUAAGCAGAAUGGCCAGCUCGACGAGACUAGUGAUGACUUCCGUGUGAACAUGAAGAUCGGUCUGCGGCCGCAGAAGUUUGAGGCAUGGUCCUCUGCUGGCGGAGCCAUGGUGGUCGAUGCCACUCGACCCCUAAUUACUGGUUACCAGUGUAGCUCGUUGAAAGGGCAUCAUGCUUCAGCGACCUGGUUGAGGUGUUUAGAGUCCAUGGUCCAGGGUCGAGCUUGGUGUAGGACUUACUACCGGAAACAGUUUUGUUGCCGAGAUUGCCAUAGCUCUGUGGCAGUAGGAGCAGCAGCAGCAGCAGUAGCAACAGUGUCAGUCGUAGCAGUAGCAACAGAGCUGGUAGUGGUAGGAGUGGUGGUGGUAGUAGUGGUAGUAGUGGUCGUAAUGGUCGUAGCGGUCGUGGUGGCCGCAGUGGUAGUAGUAAUGGUAGUAGUAUUGGCAGUAGUAAUGGUAGCAGUAGUAGUAGUAGUAGUAGUAGUUGUUGUAGUAGUUGUAGUAGUUGUGGUAGUGUAG
Symbiodinium sp. CCMP2592 is the source of this 972-nucleotide messenger RNA. The record is from the annotation of a GenBank genome assembly. NCBI's taxonomy places the organism in Eukaryota, Dinophyceae, Suessiales, Symbiodiniaceae.